UCUCUAAAUAUAUAGGCAUAGACACAAACCCCUUUUACUAGAAAGAGAGUGUGUGCUCAAAAUCUCUUUAUUAACUAAAGCUCCCUUCUUCAUAACAAGAGGCCUAUACAAAGAGAACCUAGUUUGGGGGGGGGGUGUUGGUUGGGUGUUUUCAAAAAACCAAAGAAUUGUUUUUGAAAAAUAAUGAAUAAUAUGUUGCCUUCUUCAGAGUGUAGUAGUGGUUGUGAGUCUGGAUGGACUCUAUACUUAGAACACUCUUUUCUUUCUUCAAAUCCAUCAAAUAGAAACAAUAAUGAGUUUGUUGAUGGAAAGGGCAUUUACAGCAAAGGAAAGAGAUCACUGAAGAAUGAGGAUGAAGAAGAGGACUUAUCCAUGGUCUCAGAUGCUUCCUCUGGGCCUCAAAAUUUUCAUGAGGAUGAAUAUUAUGGAAAUGGCAGUAAUGGGUGUUUGAAUAAUGCACCAAUUGAUGCCACAUUGCGAAAGAAGAGUGGGAAGAGGAAGAAAAACAGAGAAAAUCCGAGUCGAAAGGUUCAAGAACAUCCUUCUUUCCUUGAUGAUACUGCUAGCUCUACUGUCUUCAACUUCUCCCAGAGAAAUUUCACUCACCAACAACCAAGCUUCAAAGGAGAACAUGUCAUCAUCAGGCUUUUCACAAGAGGGCUCUGCAACCCAUUUUGGGGGGAGAUCUGAAUUCCAUGAGCUUUUCGGUUUCUUCCAGACUUAGCUAUCUGGAAACCAUCUGCAGCAAAACCAAUGGUUUGGUGGCAAGAUGGGAUGAGAUGAAGACCAUUGUAGAACUUGUUUAUGUUAGCCUGAUACAUAUUGUUGGGCCAUUUCCGAACAGUUUAAGCUUUUGGAACAGUCAGUGAUCAUGUAUUAGAGUUUUGGGUUCAAAAGAUCUUAUGUUCAGAUCUUGUCUUCCCUUCUAUCUUUUUGAUUGUGCACCUUGUUCUUUCCGUGAGAGAGGGUUGUCAAAACAGAAGGAAUUCGAUCUCAAAAGGGGUCUUGUUCCUUUUCCAUUUCUUUAUCUUAUAUUAUUGUUACUUUUAUGCAAAUGACUUGAUAUAUUUGGAGAAUUAAUAAGGGAGUUAACGCUGUGUUUGGUUGAGGGAUUUAGGGAGAAAUCUGGAAAGAGAAAGGAAAGAAGUGUGUAAAAUUAGAUGAAAUGUAGGUAUAUUUUAUUCACAUUUCACCUACUAUUUCUAUUUCCUUUUUUAAAUCUCUC
Messenger RNA from Camellia sinensis, 1225 nucleotides. Its product is annotated as protein SOB FIVE-LIKE 5. Lineage: Eukaryota; Viridiplantae; Streptophyta; Magnoliopsida; Ericales; Theaceae. Gene Ontology annotation, biological process: cytokinin biosynthetic process. The record is from RefSeq and is a predicted model, not a curated record.